AUGGCAUUGAGAACAUACAUAAAAAGAGACAAGCUACCAUCUCAAACAGUUGGGUUACCUGCCUCAUCUUGUUUUCUUUUUAUACUUUUCUUUUUCUCUUCUAUCUGUUACUUUAAAUGCAUUCUUCGUAUUUGUUGGAUGGAUGACUAUCUAUCUAUCUAUCUAUCUAUCUAUCUAUCUAUCUAUCUAUCUAUCUUCGUUCGUUUUGUCUAUUUCUAUCUAUCUAUCUAUCUAUCUAUCUAUCUAUCUAUCACAGUCUAUUUAUAUCUAUGUAUGCCUGUUCAUUAUCUAUCUAUCUAUCUAAAUCUAUCUAUCUAUCUAUCUAUCUAUCUAUCUAUAUCUAUGUAUGCCUGUUCAUUAUCUAUCUAUCUAUCUAUCUAUCUAUCUAUCUAUCUAUCUAUCUAUCUAUCUAUCUAUCUAUCAAAAUUUGUUAUCUGUUUCCAAGUUAGUCUUCGUAUCUCUGGCGUUCUUGUUCUAUCUAUCUGUCUAUGUUCUUUUUUUCAGUUUCUUUCCAUUUUAUGCCUGUUUUCUUCUUUUACUUCACUCGCAAUGACACGCACCUUCUUUCUUUUCUUCGGUCUUUUAUUCGAUCUGUCUUUCAUAUUUACUUCUUUAUCUGAGGUUCUGUUAAGCUUUUUCGUUUUCCAUUGCCUGCUUUUUUCUUUCAUCAAUCGCUUUCAAUUCUUUGUCUUUUGCCUCCUUUUUUCUUUUUUUCAAUCGCAUUCUAUUCUUUUUCUUUUGCCUCCUUUUUUCUUUCUUUCAUUCGCUUUCUAUUCCUUUUCUUUUGCCUCCUUUUUUCUUUCUUUCAAUCGCAUUCUAUUCUUUUUCUUUUGCCUCCUUUUUUCUCUAUUUUCUUCGCUUUCUAUUCCUUUUCUUUUGCCUCCUUUUUUCUUUCUUUCAAUCGCAUUCUAUUCUUUUUCUUUUGCCUCCUUUUUUCUUUCUUUCAAUCGCAUUCUAUUCUUUUUCUUUUGCCUCCUUUUUUCUUUCUUUCAAUUUCAAUUCUUUUUUCUUUAUUCUCCUUUUUUUCUUUCUUUCAAUCGCUUUCUAUUCUUUUUCUUUUGCCUCCUUUUUUCUCUCUUUCAUUCGCUUUCUAUUUUUAUUCUUUUUUCAUCAUUGCUUCUCUUUCUUUUCUUGCAUUUUUUUAGAAAUAUUAUUUUUGUUUAUUUUCCCUCCUUUUGUCUAUCUCUUUUUUGUAUGAUAUUCUUUCCUUCUUCCUUCGUUUCUUUCCACUAUUUUACAUUCGUUUACUUUCUUUUUUUAUUUCCUUUUCUAUUUCUUUUUGAUUUUUCUCGUCCAUUGAACUUUUUUUUUUUUAUAUUUCCGUUCGUUUUUUAUAAUCUUUUUGCAUUCUUUCCUUCAUUUUCUAUUUUUCACUUUCUUUCUGCCAUUUUUUCUCAUCCGGGCUUUUUUCUUUCUUUUUUGCAUUCUUUUCUCUUGUUUUUCUUUUUUUUUUACUUUAAAUUUACCCUUUACGCAUUUUCUUUCUUUUUUAUUAUUUUCCUCUUUUUCGUUCAUCUAUCUUUACGAUUUUUCUUUCUGUUUUUCACUUUAUUUUUCUUUCUUUCUUUCUUUCUUUUUACUGUAUUUGAACUUUUUCCAUUUUUUUCUCUUUACACGUUUUCUUUUUUCUUUCUUUAUUUCGUUUUUCUUACUUUUCCAUCAUUUUUUUCUUUCCCUGUUUCUUUCCUUUAUUUAUCGCUUUCUUUCUCCAUUUUUCUUAUUUUUAUCUAUCUUCUUGCGUUUUACUUUCGUCUAUUUAUCUUUUUCACUUUCUUUUCUUUCUUUCCAACGUAA
Acanthosepion pharaonis is the source of this 1794-nucleotide messenger RNA. NCBI's taxonomy places the organism in Eukaryota, Metazoa, Mollusca, Cephalopoda, Sepiida, Sepiidae. The record is from the annotation of a GenBank genome assembly.